Mercurialis annua (annual mercury) is the source of this 1563-nucleotide messenger RNA. Its product is annotated as spermine synthase. Lineage: Eukaryota; Viridiplantae; Streptophyta; Magnoliopsida; Malpighiales; Euphorbiaceae. The record is from RefSeq and is a predicted model, not a curated record. Bases 238 to 1350 code for a protein of 370 amino acids. Gene Ontology annotation, biological process: spermidine biosynthetic process. The transcript is spliced from 12 exons. Gene Ontology annotation, molecular function: spermidine synthase activity. Gene Ontology annotation, cellular component: cytosol.
ACUAAACAAAAAAGCCUCUGUAAGAAACCAAGAAAAUAAUAAUACAUUCUACUCCGAUCACUCUCUCUAAAUUUUACUCUCUUAUUCUUAUUUUAUCAGUUAAUUAUUACCAUAAUUAAUCUUCAUCAUCAGUGUUAGUAUCUCACUGACAUUAACACCAGUCGCCAGCUUCGUGCUUCUUAUUGCAUACCUCUGUGAGGAUCUUGAGACUGGAGUCAGAGAAGAAAAAGAUUAUAUAUGGAGGACGGCGUAGGAAGAGGUUUGGAAUGCCAGAAGAUUAUGGAUGGGAAGGUGAAUAAUGGCAAUGGACCAGAGAAGGCACUCCCUUCUUGUUGCUUAAAGGCUAGGGCUUCUGCACCGGAGCUUGAUGCUAAAUGCCAUUCUACCGUUGUUUCUGGGUGGUUCUCAGAAUCUCAAUCCCGCUCUGGUAAAGCUUGUAAAAGGGUGUACUUCAACAAUCCAAUGUGGCCUGGAGAAGCACAUUCAUUGGAAGUCAAAAAGAUUUUGUACCAGGGGAAGUCGGAGUACCAAGAGAUCUUGGUUUUUGAGUCAUCUGCAUAUGGCAAAGUGCUUGUUCUUGAUGGUAUUGUCCAAUUAACCGAGAAAGAUGAGUGUGCUUACCAAGAGAUGAUAGCUCAUCUUCCACUUUGUUCAAUUCCAUCACCUAAAUCUGUUCUGGUUGUUGGUGGCGGUGAUGGUGGAGUUCUUAGGGAAAUUUCACGCCAUAGUUCUGUGGAUCUUAUUGACAUAUGUGAGAUAGAUAAGAUGGUUAUUGAUGUUUGUAAGGAAUUCUUCCCACAAUUAUAUGUUGGCUUUGAGGAUCCUCGUGUUCGACUACAUGUAGGGGAUGCUAUGGAAUUUCUCCGGCUUGCUCCAGAAGGGAAGUAUGAUGCAGUUAUUGUUGAUUCGUCAGAUCCUGUAGGUCCGGCUCAAGAGCUUGUAGAGAAGCCCUUUUUUCAGACAAUAGCGAAAGCAUUAAGGCCUGGUGGCGUCCUUUGUAACAUGGCAGAGAGUAUGUGGCUUCAUACACAUCUUAUUCAGGAUAUGAUCUCUAUUUGCGGUGAAAUAUUCAAGGGUUCUGUCCGCUAUGCCUGGGCAAGUGUUCCAACAUAUCCAAGUGGCGUGAUUGGAUUUAUCGUAUGCUCAACAGAGGGGCCACCUGUUGAUUUCUUGAAUCCUAUCAAUCCUAUUGAGAAGUUAGAAGGUGCAGACAAGUAUAAAAGAGAGUUACGGUUCUAUAACUCAGAGAUUCACACGGCAGCCUUUGCACUGCCGACAUUUUUGAAGAGAGACGUGAGCUUGCUUCGUGACUCUCCAGCACGGGGAAAAAGAAUCCAUAUCUCUUCUUAAUUUAACCAAUGGCUAUGGUUAUUGGAGUGCGACGAUUGUAGGUGGUUAGUACACAUAGUUGCAGAGGUGUGAUGAAGACAUUGAAGGGGUGUUUGUUACAGUCAUAAAUCACCAUUUCUCAGUAGCAGCCGAGUUUGUUGUGUUAUGAGCAUUGUAAUCCUAUAUAGACAAUGUUUCUGAAGAGUAUAUGAAUAAAAAAACAGUUCCUGCUUC